Molecule: messenger RNA, 1342 nt
Organism: Helianthus annuus (common sunflower)
Lineage: Eukaryota; Viridiplantae; Streptophyta; Magnoliopsida; Asterales; Asteraceae
Product: Golgi to ER traffic protein 4 homolog
Exons: 12
Coding region: 127-1098 (323 amino acids)
Biological process (GO): protein insertion into ER membrane
Cellular component (GO): cytosol
Molecular function (GO): protein binding
Source: RefSeq, a predicted model, not a curated record
AUAAAAAAAUUAAUUAUAUUCAUCACCCAAAUCAGAACGAUACCGUCGGUAUCGACAGCGAUCGGCGACAGGGUGACGCAAAUCACAGCAGAUCGACGACAGACUGACGUACAAUAUAUAGCACCCAUGUCGCGAGAAAGAUUCAGGAAAGCUCUGUUACCUCCUGGAGCUGAGAAUAUUGAAAAGCUAAAGAACAUUGUAAAAGAAGGGAAUUAUUAUGGGGCUCAACAGAUGUACAAGACCACUAGUUCAAGAUAUGCUACAGUUGGAAGAUUUUCUGAAGCCUUUGAUCUUCUUCAGUCUGGUGCUUGUCUUCAAUUAGAACACGAGCAGGUAACUUGUGGGGGUGAGCUUGCUAUGUUGUUUGUGGAGAUGCUAGUGAAAGCUAAAGUUGACUUUGAUGAAGACUAUCUUGAUCGUAUCAGGAAAAUCUACAAAAAGUUUCCUCGGAUUCCCAUUCCUCAAAACUUGGACAUGGUUGAUGAUGAUGAUGCAAUCCAUCGAUUAUCUGAAACAUUUGGAGCUGCAAAAAUACGUGUUGAGAGCUGCUCAUCAUUUUUGAAAGCUGCUAUCAAGUGGUCUGCAGACUCUGGUCCAUGUAAGAUUGGAUCUCCCGAACUACAUGAUAUGUUGGCUGAAUACAUAUACUCCGAAUCACCAGAGCCUGAUAUGACUAGAGUGUGUUACCAUUUUGCGAGGGGUAGAAAUCCAAACAGGUUCGCUUCAACCCUUGUGAACUUUAUGGGCAAGUGUUAUCCAGGUGAAGACGACUUGGCGAUUGCACGGGCCGUUUUAAUGUAUCUUUCUGUUGGUAACCUAAGAGAUGCUAACAAUAUUAUGGAUGGGAUAGAGAAACUUGCUGAGGUCAAGGGGCUUGAAUUUCCUGAUUCAGAAUUGAUGCGAUUUAUCAACUAUCUCUUGCAAACGUUAAUGAGAGAUGCGUUGCCAUUAUUCAAUACGUUGAAACAAAAAUUCAGCUCAAGUAUAGAACGGGAUCCUAUGUUCAACGAGUUGUUAGAAGACAUUGGGGAAAAGUUCUAUGGAGUACGCCGUAAAAAUCCCUUACAAGGGAUGUUUGGAGAAUUGUUCAAGAUGUAACUUGAAACACACUUUUUUUUUAAUUAUUUUUUACAAACAUGUUGGAUUCUUAGGUAGUAUCCAGUUUCAACACCAGUCUAUCUUCUAUAUUAUGAUCAUCUAAAAUCUCAACUUUUGUUUAGUUGUAAAUCCUUUUAACUUGAUUAAUAUGUCAUUAUGAAUAAUGAAUUUAGCCUCCCCAUUGUGAAAGUGAAGACAUUUUCUAGUGUAUGAAAGAGUAAUAAAGCGACCAGGUUUACUCAAA